AGUAGCCACGCCCCCGCAGCCAUGUCGUCGCAGUUGGCGCGCAGACGCCCGGCGGUCGGGGCCGAGGGGGGAGCCCCCGCGGGAGCCCCCGCGCGCGGCGAUGCGGAGCAGGGCAUGGCGGCGCCGGGCCUGUCGCUGUGCCUCAAGCUUCUGGCCGCGGCCUUCUACGGCCUCAGCUCCUUCCUCAUCGUCGUCGUCAACAAGAGCGUGCUCACCACCUACGGGUUCCCGUCCUCGCUGUGCGUGGGGCUGGGCCAGAUGCUGGCCACGGUGGCGGUGCUGCGUGCGGGCAAAGCGCUGCGGCUCCUUAAGUUCCCCGACCUCGACUGGCACGUCCCGCGUCGGACCUUUCCUCUACCUCUCCUGUACUUCGGGAACCAAAUCACGGGGCUCUUCAGCACCAAGAAGCUGAACCUGCCCAUGUUCACCGUGCUACGGAGGUUCUCCAUCCUCUUCACCAUGUUUGCCGAAGGACUUCUGCUCAAGAAGAAAUUCUCCUGGGGCGUGCAGAUGACAGUGUUUGCGAUGAUCAUCGGCGCCUUCGUGGCUGCCAGCACUGACUUGGCGUUCGACCUGGAAGGAUAUAUUUUUAUCCUCAUUAAUGAUGCCUUAACAGCUGCAAACGGUGCCUACGUGAAGCAGAAGCUGGAUUCCAAGGAGCUGGGGAAAUACGGCCUGCUUUACUACAAUGCACUGUUUAUGAUCCUUCCCACCCUGGUCAUUGCCUACUUCACUGGAGAUGCGCAGAAGGCAAUGGAGUACCAGGGCUGGGCAGACAUGCUGUUCAUUGUGCAGUUCACCCUAUCCUGCGUGAUGGGGUUUAUUUUGAUGUACUCCACAGUUCUUUGCACUCAGUACAAUUCUGCUCUUACAACUACAAUAGUUGGCUGCAUUAAGAAUAUUUUAAUAACCUAUAUUGGGAUGUUUUUUGGAGGAGACUAUAUUUUUACAUGGUUGAACUUCAUUGGUCUAAAUAUCAGUAUUGCAGGAAGCCUGGUGUAUUCCUACAUCACCUUCACAGAGGAGCAGCUCAGCAAGCAGGCUGAGGUGGGCAGCAAGAUGGAUAUUAAGGGCAAAAGCUCGGUGUGAGCACGGAUUUGAGCUGCUGAACGUGCGCUCUGCUGAGCCCAGCGCUGGCAGAGCAGAGAGGAGUUGGAGUGUCUGCUGCCUAGUGGUGGUGAUGGCCUUUGAUUUGCACAAUCCAGAUUGCUGCCUUCAAAAAAUUAUGGGAAAGGUGAAUGACUGCACACGUAAGCAUUAAUCUGAUUAAGUCUGAUUGACUGUGAGGGAUUCCUGGCUGUUAAAUGACACCGAGGCUUGGCUCGUGUCGGUGGUGCAAGGGAUUGAACUGCAGUGGACUCCGGGGCACCUGGGAGUUGUACAGCACAGAGGUGGUGGCUGUGCCAGUCCUGCAGGCUGGCUGUGCUCCUGGGGCAGAGGUUGGUGCCCCCAGUGCUGGCUGUCACCACGUGCUGCUGCAGGCUGUUGUCUUUGCUUUAACAGAACAGGGUUUUAAUGCACUGAACAGCGGGGGCUGACUUACAUAGCACUUCUUUCCAGGUCUCUCCUUUGACUGUCUUUCGGUUUUGUUUUGUUUUUUAAACAAAACUUCUUUACAAUUUUUGGAAGAGAAGAAUUUAGUAGAGCCACGUGAGGUUUUUGUACACCUUGCUUUGUUUCUGGAACAGACGUGAGCGGCGUUAAAGCAGCCGCGUGCUUCCCAGCACCUCCUCUCUGGGGCUGCGUGCAGCUGCACGAAACCUGGCCGUGCUGCUGGCACGUGUGCUGCCCUGCUGUCCCCUGGCUGGGACAGGAUAACAGCAGCUCCAGAGCAGAGCCCUGCCAUGGCUGAAGGCUCAGGCUUUGCAGCACUGCGGGGCUUUGCUCUCAGGAGGGUGAUGAGGACGCAGCUCUGGGCAGAACUGAGCGCUGGGACGGAUCCUCAGUCCCUGCAAGUCCCCGUCCUCCACCUGCGUUUGUAACGUUGCUGUGCUGAGGCAUUUGCAGUCAGGAUGUUUAUUCUGGUGAGAGCUCUUCUUGUUUAUUGUCGAAUCUACUGGUUAGAUUUCUUGUCCAAACAGUUGAAAUGUUUUUUAAAAGCUUAUUUUGUUUGUAAAUGUGCACACUUGGGUGCCAGGUCCGGAUGGAAUUGCAUACACUGGGAAAGCAGAGUUCCUACCACAGUAUUUUCUAUGCUAUUAAUCUACUAAAAUGUUUUUCUAUACAGAAUCUAUUUACAAAAUGAGCAAUUUAGUGAUUAAAAGAUGACCUUAUUUGAAUGUACGGCGGGCUGCAUAGGUCAGUAAUAGGGGGAGAAAUAAAAGGAUUUAAUGUGCCUCAGUAUUUUUGUACUGGCUUCCAAUAAAGCAAUGAACGUC
Molecule: messenger RNA, 2378 nt
Organism: Tympanuchus pallidicinctus (lesser prairie-chicken)
Lineage: Eukaryota; Metazoa; Chordata; Aves; Galliformes; Phasianidae
Gene: SLC35D1
Product: solute carrier family 35 member D1
Exons: 12
Coding region: 22-1089 (355 amino acids)
Cellular component (GO): Golgi apparatus
Molecular function (GO): antiporter activity; GDP-fucose transmembrane transporter activity
Source: RefSeq, a predicted model, not a curated record